AUGGGGUCCCACAGGUCGAUGAAUCGGCGGCAAGCCGCCGCCCUGCGCCUGUCUUGCUUGGGCAGCUUUGUCAGCUGCCGGUUGGCCCAGAUGCCCAACUGCAGCGCGGUCGAUCCCGCGACGAUGAUGCCCCUCUUCCCCACCACCAACUGCAACAACGCCUCGCAGGACGUCGUGGUGCCGUACAGCCAAGCGGACUGUCCGUACCCGCUCCAAUUCAAUGAACGCGGCACGGUUGCCGACGGGUCGCUUUCUCUCUCGGCCGACGAGCAGAUAUGCGUCUACCCGUGCCCCGCACCCAUGUUCACGCCGAGCGACUGGCACGCCUCCGCCGGCAUCACCAUCAGCCUGGCCAUCUUGUCGACCGCGAUGAUGCUCUUCCUCGUCAUCACCUACAUCCUGAGCCCGAGAAAGCGGCGGUUCCCGACCUCCUUCCAGCUGUGGGUCUGCGUGUCGUCGCUCAUCUCCUCGAUCGGCAUCGACAUUGCGGUCGUGGUGGGCGGGCCGGAGCGAACGAACUGCACCUGGGACGACACGCCGGUGCUGCAGACCUUCGCCGGUGCCCGGGACAACGACGGUCAGGGCGUCGUGUGCAUAUUGCAAGGAAUGUUGAUAAUGUUCGGCGGGCUGGCGGGCAGCUUCUGGUGGGUCAUGCUCGCCUACACCGUCUUCCAGUUUCUCGUCUUCGAGCUCGCCUCCGACCGUGCGCGGAGAGCACAAUUCGAGGCGAGAGCGGCCGGGCACAAUUGCUUCGUUGUGUCUCCCUGGGACUGGGGUCUCUUCUACGCACCCAUCUGCCUCAAUCUCGCCAUCGGCACCACCUUGAUGGUGAUCUCCAUCAUCAAAGUCCUGCGGGUGCGGUUUCACAUUAAGGAGCAGGUCCUUCGCCUGGUCAUCUUGAUUGCGGUCUACUGGCUCAUCUUCGUCUACCUCAUCUUUUACCGCGUCUACAUCGAAGUCGUCCUCGAUGAUGUUAAGGCCGCGAUCGGGGAUCAGAUCGUGUGCAGUGCCGUUACGGGCCAGGAAUGCAGCACGGAGAAGGAGAUCAACAAGGGCGCGUGGUAUCUCCAGGCGCUCACCCUCAGCGGCCAGGGGGUCAUCAUUUUCUGUUGCCUCGGCAUGUCCAAGGAUACGUUCACGUUUUGGCAGAGGCUGCUGCGUAAUUGGCGCGAUCCGAUGUCGGUCAUCCUGCAUGACACCAACAAGAACGGCAGGAGCGGCAGCAUCUCGUCGCGGCACGCGGGCCGGCCGCGCUCCAGCUCUUUCUCCAUGCCCGACCCAGCUGAAGGAGCAGCCCGCACGCAGCGUUCCAUCGAGACCUCGGAAGAGCUCGACGCUCUCUGA
This is a messenger RNA of Acanthamoeba castellanii str. Neff, 1344 nucleotides long. RefSeq lists its product as uncharacterized. The transcript has 11 exons. Gene Ontology annotation, biological process: cell surface receptor signaling pathway. The record is from RefSeq and is a predicted model, not a curated record. The coding region runs from base 1 to 1344 and encodes 447 amino acids. Lineage: Eukaryota; Discosea; Longamoebia; Acanthamoebidae. Gene Ontology annotation, cellular component: membrane.